GGGAGAUGAAAGAAGGGGGGAAGGAGGGUUCAGAGGUAAUGGGGGGUCUGAAGAGGUUUGUUGGGCCGUGUAAGAGAUUGGGAGAGAAAGAGGAAGAUAAGACGGCAACGAUGUUGAGAUUGUUUAGGUAUGAAGGGUGGGAGGAGAAGGUUGUUGCUGAACGACAUGCCGACCUAGGCCUCCUCUCCUUCGUUAUAGGGAGCACACCUGGUCUCGAAGUCUGGAACGGCACGCACUUCAUCCCAAUCGAGAAAUCCUACAAUUCCCCUUGCGCAACCCUGCUUUCUGGGAGGCAGUUGCAGCGCCUGACGAAUUACAGGUAUCCGGCUGGUGGACAUCGGGUUGUGUCGUAUGGGAAACCAACCAACCACGUACCCGCAUCUGCAUCCCCGGCAGCUGAGCAUGUAGGAGGGGUAGGAGGAGGUGAGGUAGACGCAGUAGAAUCAAACUACAGGUUCAGUAUAGUUUUCGUCCUGCGAGCGCACGAACCUAUUAUUGUAGAUACAGACGCGUUGACGACAGAGAUCACGGGGGUGUGGAAGGAGAAGGAUAGGAUUCGGGGGAUUACAGCAGGAGAGAUGUAUGCGGAAAUACGAGCUACGCAUUUUAAUAUUAAUACGGGGUUGAAGGAAAGGGAUGAGCAGAGGAGGAAGGUGGCAGAGAGGAAAAGGAUGGAGAUGGGGGUUAGUGGAGCAGGAUAAGAGAAACAGUUGGGCCGGUCUGGUACAUGAGCG
This is a messenger RNA of Lindgomyces ingoldianus, 734 nucleotides long. RefSeq lists its product as uncharacterized. The transcript has 2 exons. The record is from RefSeq and is a predicted model, not a curated record. Lineage: Eukaryota; Fungi; Ascomycota; Dothideomycetes; Pleosporales; Lindgomycetaceae. The coding region runs from base 6 to 701 and encodes 231 amino acids.